Cuscuta epithymum is the source of this 927-nucleotide messenger RNA. Lineage: Eukaryota; Viridiplantae; Streptophyta; Magnoliopsida; Solanales; Convolvulaceae. The record is from the annotation of a GenBank genome assembly.
GCUUUCUUCAUUCUCUUCCGUGUCGUGUCAAGCUGCCACACAAAACAACUCAUCCAUCUUAUCCCUCCUCUCUCUUUUCCCCAUCCCACCGGCCUGACCCAUCACAUCUCCAUCUCCACCCUUCUGUUUUUUCUCUCAUCCAACCCAUUUGGCCAUUUCUACAAUAUCUCAUAUUUCUUCUCCAUCCAGGCCUCACACCUCUGCAAGUCACGAAUCUCUCAUCUCCUUCAUGAAGAUUCAAAAUUUCAGUGGCUCCGGAAGAAUAUAUUAGACGAACGGAAAAGUAUUCAUGAAUCUCCGAUCAAUUCUUUUCUUCAGAUUUCUACCCAACCGGUUGAUUCGAGUAAAAGAUUCACAAAUAUAAGGAGGAUGUGGCACUGAUCGAAGACCUGGUAGAUUCAUAUCAAGACUCUAUAGGAGGGCAGCUACAAUAGAUGAACUCUCCAGUGGCGGAUUUGGUUACAGUGAUUGAGAUGGUGGGUGGUGCCGCCGCCGGAGAUGUUGGCAUUCCGGCAUGAGAUUUGGUGCAGAAGGAUAUCUGUAGACCACAUGGCUCUGUUUGUUUUUGUUUUGUUUAAUACGUAGAUCAGGUGUAAUGUAGUACAGACACGGAAUAUUAAUUUUAAUAAACAGGAGUGACGAGACUUUCAAAUAUUGUCAAGACAUAUUCAUUUUACUCCUACGGAGGAAUACGGAAGAAUCUGGUCCUAUCUUUGUACUUUUGUUAAGUUUUACUCCUAUCUAGGUAAUUACCCCUACUCCGUAUUAUUUUACUUCAAUGGUGAGGUCGAAUGUAUUAUUAUUAUAAGUAUAUGUAUGAGAAAUGAUACUUGUACCUAGUUGCCGCUCUUAUCUAGAGUGCGCAUGUGUUUUUCUUAUGUUAUACGAAGUAUUACCAUCAGUUUAAAAUGCUGAUUUUUAUUAUUA